CUGCGUUUUGAUUGCACCGCAUGGGACCGCAGGGAUACCUACAGCAGGGGGAUUCACGCCCCCUUAAACCCUAGCAAAUGCGAUCGGAGUAUCACCUCUCAACAAUCAUCGGCUCUUCUUCUUUCUUAUCUGAGUAUCACCAUCUCUCAACAAUCACAGCUGAGGCAAUCUUUCCUGAAGACACAAGAUAAUCGAUUUCAGGCGCUGAGAGAGAUCCGGAUUCUCAAUGAAUUGAAUGAUCGUAUGACUAUAAAAUCAACCAGAAGAGUUUCGGAUACGAAAGAAAGAUCAGUUUUUAGUCGACUUGGAGGAGGAGGAGGAGGACCAGUUUUCAACAAAGUUUGCUCCUAUUGGCUUGCUGGAAGAUGUAAUAGGAACCCAUGUCGGUUCUUGCACGAAGAAUCGAAGCCCCAACAAUCUAAACUCAGAGGAUCACUGCCCACACAGCCUAAGCAAUACAAUAAAUAUCCUGGGUCGAACACUUGGCAUAGGAGUCCCAACCAUGGCCCCAAAAAGUCAUCUGCCCCUCCAAGUGGUGGAGCUGGGAGUGGAGCUGAAAGUGGUGUUCAAAAGACCCAAGAGAAAUUGAUAUGCCAGUACUGGAUUGGCGGAAAUUGUGUGCAUGGGGACAAGUGCCAGGACUUGCAUUCAUGGUUCAGCGGCCAUAGAUUUUCAAUGAUAGCAAAGCUUGAAGGGCAUGAUAAGGAUGUUACUGGGAUUGCCCUUCCUUCCUGCUCCAACAAGCUUUAUUCGGGGAGCAGGGACAAAUCAGUGCGGGCUUGGGACUGCAGUACUGGUCAGUGUGUUGGUGUUCUUAACCUUGAGGGUGAAAUUGGGUGUAUGAUUAGUGAAGGUCCAUGGGUGUUUGCAGGCUUGCCAAAUGCUGUUAAGGCAUGGAACACCCAGAGUCAUACUGACCUGACUCUUGAUGGACCAGUCGGGGCAGUUCAGGCCAUGGUUGUGGGAAACGACAUGCUUUUUGCUGGAACUCAGGAUGGUACCAUAUUGGCAUGGAAAUCCAGUUCUGAAAAGCUUGCUGCAUCAUUGAAGGGUCACAGUGGUGGUGUUGUUUCACUAGUUGUUGGAGCUAAUAGGCUCUACUCUGGUUCAAUGGAUCACACCAUAAGAGCAUGGGAUCUCGACACUUUAGAGUGUAUUCAUACACUGAAUGGGCACACAGACACUGUGAUGUCAGUUAUUUGCUGGGACAGCUUCUUAUUAUCUUGUUCCUUAGAUGGAACAAUAAAGGCUUGGGGUACUACUGUUGGUGGGAACUUGGAAGUAAUCCACACACGCAAUAUGGGGCAUGGUGUUCUUACGCUCUGUGGGGUACAUGAUGCUACUGAAGAAAAACCAAUCUUGCUUUGCGCAUUUGACGACUGCACUGUCUGCUUAUUGGAGUUACCAUCCUUUAAAGAAAGGGGCAAAAUAUUUGCUAACCAGAAUGUUCGAGCAAUUCAGACAGGGCCUGGAGGCCUUUUCUUCAUUGGUGAUGCAGCAGGUGAGCUGAGUGUUUGGAAAUUGUCGGAAGAGUCCAGCAUGGUGGCUGCUGCAUCGUGAAGAUGAUACCUAACAAAGCUGUCUGUCCCAACUAGUUGGAGUCGUGUAGCCAUUUUGUAUAGAGGCAACCCCAUUGUUUGCACUGUAAUUGUUACUACAAUCCUUUGUACAUCUUAUUAUGCAGGAGGGAAGAUGAAAUGAUGAGAAGCAAAAACAAAAAUUACUCAUUUUUGCCCCCUUCUAGAUGUAAUGUGUAUUGUACUGGUAACCAAUUUAAUCAAUCAAUGCAGCAAUUCUGCAAAUUUAAUUGUUCA
This is a messenger RNA of Cornus florida, 1814 nucleotides long. RefSeq names its product zinc finger CCCH domain-containing protein 48-like. The record is from RefSeq and is a predicted model, not a curated record. NCBI's taxonomy places the organism in Eukaryota, Viridiplantae, Streptophyta, Magnoliopsida, Cornales, Cornaceae. The coding region runs from base 244 to 1560 and encodes 438 amino acids. The transcript is spliced from 11 exons. Gene Ontology annotation, molecular function: metal ion binding; protein binding.